Molecule: messenger RNA, 3100 nt
Organism: Colletotrichum acutatum
Lineage: Eukaryota; Fungi; Ascomycota; Sordariomycetes; Glomerellales; Glomerellaceae
Product: amidase signature domain-containing protein
Exons: 8
Coding region: 1-3036 (1011 amino acids)
Biological process (GO): regulation of DNA-templated transcription
Molecular function (GO): zinc ion binding; DNA-binding transcription factor activity, RNA polymerase II-specific
Source: RefSeq, a predicted model, not a curated record
AUGGGCUCACUUGCACCAGCUUCGUGGGAGCUCAAGGCCGAUAAAUUGAGGAAGAUCCUCAAAGACUCUCUCAAUCCGAAAUGGCUCUUGGCCCCAGAAGACCUGCCUCCCUCAAGCCAGCUGAACAUCUCCAAGUUCAUCGACACAUGCAAGCUGCUGACCCCACAGGAGCAGGAGAUCACAGCAUGUAGCGGCACUGAGCUAGUAAGCCGGAUGGCCGCUGGCAAGCUUACCGCCGUUGAGACAGUUACAGCGUUUCUCAAGCGCGCUCAUGUGGCUCAUCAACUGACCAACUUUGCGACCGAGUUCUUGGUCGAUGACGCGUUAGCUGCUGCUGCAAAUCUCGAUGCCACGUUCCAGGUGACUGGGAAGAUCGUUGGACCGCUGCACGGUCUGCCGAUUUCAAUUAAGGAGCAUAUUGGACUCAAAGGGAAGAUUGUGCAUUCAGCCUACGUGGCUUGGGCGGACAACGUUGCCCAAGAAGACGCUCUAGUUCUUCGGCUAGCUGCGAAGGCGGGAGCUGUCUUCCAUGUCCGCACCAAUGUCCCACAAAGUUGCAUGCACCUCGACUGUAGCAAUCCCAUUUACGGCACAACAGUCAACCCUUACAAUCGCAAUCUCACGUCGGGCGGCUCCAGUGGCGGCGAAGGAGCGUGCCUCGGACUCCGUGGCUCUGUCUUGGGACUCGGCACUGAUAUCGGGGGUUCUGUUCGUGGACCGGCGGCCUUUUGCGGCUGCUAUGGCCUUCGUACAACGGCUCUGCGCAAUCCCUACAAGGGCAUUUGCCUGCCGGGCUUAGGCCAAGAGAGCAUCAAGUGUAUCCUGGGCCCCUUGGCGAACAGUAUCUCAGAUAUUCAGCUCUUUGAAGAUGUUGUACUUAACCAAGAGCCAUGGGACGAAGAAACCUCUCUGGUUCCUCUGCCUUGGAAAAAGAUGAAUCCAUACCAGCCAGGCCAAUUCACUAUUGGAGUUAUUUGGGACGAUGGAAUGGUUCAUCCUCAUCCGCCAGUCAUCCGUGGCCUCAAGAACGCUGUUGACAAGCUUAAGGCAGCUGGGGUGAAGGUCGUGGACUUUGAGCCGUACAAACACAGCGAAGGGGCCGAGAUAAUUGAGCUUCUUUAUUUCCCAGAUGCGGCCGAGACACAGAAGGAAGUCCUUGCAGAAGGGGGCGAGCCGGUAGCACCAUUGACGGAGUGGGCAUUCCACUACUCAAAGCCGGAGCCGCUCACCAUCAGAGAGAAUUGGGAACUGAACUUACGAAGAGAAGCUUUCCGUGAAGAGUACCAUAAGGUGAUGAAAGAUCGCGGCAUCGAUUUCAUCCUCUGCCCCGCCUAUGUCGGCGUUGCCGCAAAGUGCGGCACUCCUCAAUACUGGCAUUACACGACUAUCUGGAAUAUUCUGGAUCAGCCAAGUAUCACUUUCCCAACUGGGCUUCAUGUCGAUCCCACGGUUGACGUGGUUGAUGCCGACUACAAGCCUCGCUCAGCAACCGAUGAGAGGGAGUACAAGAAAUAUAUCCCCGAAGCAUUUGUAGAUGCUCCGAUUGCUCUGCAGCUCGCUGCCAAAUUGCGAACGAAGACCGGUUGCUCUACUUGUAAGAAGAGAAGAGUGAAAUGCGGCGAGGAGAAGCCAGUAUGUCGCGCCUGCGUUGCUUCAGGACGCGGUUGCACGUGGCCGUCUUCCGACGACAUGUACGAUAGACGUCAUCGAUGUCGUCGAUCUUUCUCUGAUGAUAGAACCUUACCUUCGCCGUCUUCUUGGAGCGAGGAAUCCAUCAUCUCUCUGGAGUUGAGAGAGCUGCCGGACCUUGAACAAGAAUUGACCCACCACUACCUCAACGUAUUUCUCUCGGUGCUCUUACUCACCACAGUGAGGGAAAGAGACCUGGAGGGCUAUGGGUCACAGGUGAUGAGCAUGAUGCUUCGCUCAGAAAGCGUAAAGUGCGCUGUCCUUGCUGCGUGUGCUUCUAAUAAGUACAUGCUCUUGAGGGCGAGAAGGUAUCAUGAUGCGGCACUCGGGUACUACUUCCGCGCCGUGGAACUGGUCAACCGUGCUCUUCAUGACUUGGGUGCAUCCACCAAGGGGCCGGGCGAUCCCCUUUUGACCACCGUUGUGUAUCUUUACUUGUACGAUAUGUGGGGGCCGCCCGACGAGACGUUAGACGCGAGGAAGCAUGUCGACGGCGCUAUGAACCUGCUGAAGCUCAGAUACGAAGACACUUAUUCACCCAUGUCAAUGUCGAGGCCUCUACAUCGAAUCAAUACCGAGAGUGUGCUUUAUCAGGCAUUUCUGCUUGCAAUGCGAAAGCCAUUCGCGCCAAACUUUCAUGUGGAUGAACAAUUCCUUGAUCGAUCCGAACAUGUUCUUAAAGCAAGAAAACUCUUCGACAUAUUAUCCGAAGGUGAUAGCCCCGUACUGGGCUUACCACUGCCGCUAUAUCGUCUCAUAACGGACCUCAUCGACGUCCUCAACUCACCCAAGCAUCCGACUGAAGCGUUCCUGAUUCGGAUGAGAGAGGAGAUGGAAACAUGGGAAGGCCUCGUGCUGGUAGAAGAUGGAGAAGCCAGCUGCCAUUCGUCUAUGACGAGCUUUCAUAAAGACGCUGUUACUCUUUUCGUUUUGGGCGCUUCACUGCUUCUAGAUUACAUCGCAGAGUUUUCAUUCGCCAACCACACGUCAUCGCCUCAGGUCCCAAGAACUACAAAGGACAGCUUGAACCCUUUACAUCAAACACGAAGUGCACCAAGGUGGCAAGUGCAGCGUGCUUUCGAGAUUCUUCGUCGGCCAGCAGCCUAUGAAACGUGGACGCGGUGCUUCUUGGGUGCUUGGCCGAUGUUGAUACUUGGGUACUCCGUUACCUCGUCUGGGGAUAUCUCGUUGAUCCGGCGUGUUCUGACGCAAAUGAUAGAGCGUAUGGGGUAUGGAGAAAUUCAAAGGAUUCUCGAUGAUCUGGAAGGAGUCUGGACUAAGCGCGCUGAGGAGAUUCAGAGAGAGUCUGUGGUGAUGAGUGCUAUUGAGAGAACUUGUGCAGUGUGAUCAAGUGUUCAGGGUAAGCAUCUCUGUGUUCAGUUCACAACAUGCAGUGAAGGUGGAAGAUGAU